AUGCGGCUCCCAUCCACGCUCCUCCUCCAGCUAGCCAGCUGGCUCCCCAAGCCCGGCCCCACCCCAGCAGCCGACGUCACCAACCAGAACGUCAUCCCCGCGGCCGCUUCCGCCGCCUCCGCCGCCGCCAUCGUCGAACCAUCACCACCACCACCCCAAUUCUCGUCACCACCACCACCACCACCAUCAACAAACUCCACGCUCCCCUCCCCCUCCCCAUCUCCCAACUCCCUCCCCACCUGCCCCUCCCUCUCCACCCCCCUCGCCCUCUCCACCCUCCCCUCCCUCUUUUCCCUUUCCCUCCCCACAUCCGACUCCACCCUCUCCCCCUCCGCCCUCACAUCCAUCGCCCAAAUCAAGCAAACCCUCACCCUCUACGCCCUCGCCAUCGACGGCCGCGACUUUAGCGCCCUCGACCGCGUCUUCGCCCCGGGCGCGUCGGCGCACUACGGGCCGCCCAUCGGCCGCGUCGCGGGGCGCGAGGCCAUCGAGGCGACGCUGCCGCCGCUCCUGACCGUGUACGCGGGGACGCAGCACGUCUUGGGGACGGUGGGGGUGGUGCUGUGCCAGGGUGGUGAGAGGGAGGGGGAUGGAGAGGGGGAAGAGAAAGAGGGCGCGGUGAGCGUGGCGUAUUUCACGGCGACGCAUUUUGGGAAGCAAGCGCCGAGGGAGGGGGAUGAGGGGGUGGGGGGCGCGGCGGGGUGGGAGGACGUGGUGGUUGCGUGGGGGCAGUAUCAGGAUCGGUGGGAGAAGGGGGAGGAGGGGUGGAGGAUCGUGCACAGGAAUUUGGUGUAUAUGGGUCCGUUUGUGUCUGGUGCUUGA
This is a messenger RNA of Diplodia corticola, 822 nucleotides long. RefSeq names its product ethyl tert-butyl ether degradation protein. The coding region runs from base 1 to 822 and encodes 273 amino acids. The transcript has 2 exons. NCBI's taxonomy places the organism in Eukaryota, Fungi, Ascomycota, Dothideomycetes, Botryosphaeriales, Botryosphaeriaceae. The record is from RefSeq and is a predicted model, not a curated record.